This is a messenger RNA of Adineta steineri, 213 nucleotides long. The record is from the annotation of a GenBank genome assembly. NCBI's taxonomy places the organism in Eukaryota, Metazoa, Rotifera, Eurotatoria, Adinetida, Adinetidae.
AUGCAUUUAUUUCCAGUUACAUCAAAUUUUGCUAAUUUAGCUAGUCGUUUAUUAUGCCAUAUAGCUGGACUUGGUCUUGAAACACAUAUAUUUGCACCUGAAAAAUUACUUUUAUGUGUCUUUCGACAAGUAUCAUCACAUACAGAUAUACAUUCAAUUUUUCAUUUAUUUGGUGAACCAUUAUUUGUUUUAUCUCAUCAAUUGAACAAUUAA